This is a messenger RNA of Cinara cedri, 39524 nucleotides long. The record is from the annotation of a GenBank genome assembly. NCBI's taxonomy places the organism in Eukaryota, Metazoa, Arthropoda, Insecta, Hemiptera, Aphididae.
CUUGUACGCGCCGGAUUGGACGGCGGCCCGGACACGUGAGCAACUGCCAGCGUGCAGAGCCCGGGCCCCGCCGAUCAUUUCGGCUCGCGAAAAUCCUACGCGCACCACGUACACCGUCGCGCACCCGGCUCCGUAGCCAGUAGCCUCAACGGCGCACUACCGACGACCGACCUGUGGGUACGCGUUUUUACCGGUUUUUUUUUUUUUUUUUUUUUUAUUAUUAUUUUUCGUUUUCUUUCGAUUUUCGACCGUGCGCGUGGCCGGUUUUUUACCGUCGUCGGUGAUAUUGUUUUUUUUGUUCGGCUGCCACCGCCACUGCCGUCGUCGUCCCGUGAAAAUAUUUUAUCGUAAUAGCCAGUUAUUUCAAAUCAUCGCGGGCACCGAUCGUCUGUUACCCAUAUUCGACCAACAAAAUUGAAAAAUCGUCUGUCAAUCUUGGGAUAUAAGUUAAUUAAUAACAAAUCAACGUUAUUCUGUUCUCGCGUGUCACCACUCAACAUGAAGCGGUCGCGACGAUCGUGACUUGGCACGGCAGGGCGUCUCGCGAUUGUGUAAAUGGUGUUUGCGUCCAGGGUACUGUGAUAUGUUUGCGGUUGACACGUGGACGACGACGACGGAGGAGGUGGCUUGCCCGGGCCAGUAUGAGCAUGAGAUGCGGGCUGCAGACACUGCUUGAGGCUGCCCGAUUCGUUGAGUUACAGGAAGAAUUCGAGAAACAACAGUUGGUCACCUUACACGCUGCCGGUAAUUAACUACGAUAACAAUAUUUAAACUAAUAUAUUAUUUAAAUGAAAAAAAAAUUAAAUAAAAAUAAUCAAAAUAUGUAGCGUUCUUUUUGAUAAAGAGUACCAAAUAGUAAUUAUUAUUAUGUUCGGUCACGCAAAAUAUAUAUAAUUUUUUUUACCCGGGCUCGUCCGCUACAGCGUUACUCGUGCGCCCACUGUGUGUGUGUGUGUGCGUAGAACGGUAUAGGAUGGAAGUCAAGGGGGGGAUGCGCAUAUCGUGGUGGGUGGCAGGGGCGCGGAAGAGAGCUGAUCGUGCCCCCCUCCCUGUGUCUUGUUGGGGGCCGGAUGAUAAUAGCGGGGGCAACGAAGAUUCCGUGAACGGAUAGAGAGCGGGCGUGGCAGGGCGCACUGUAUUUGUGGAAUGACCUUCGUCGUCCUCUCACUUGCAACGUGCGACGCGGUACUUUAGUGGCCGGUGGCAGCCGCUGUUGUCGUCGUUAGAGCGUGGUGGAUUCUUGUGUGCACGCUCCAAGAUACCAGUGUCCUGAAGGUCACGUGCUGCGGGAAAACUCGCCCUCUCCCUCAUUGGUCUAAGCACACGCGCGCGUUUGUGCGUGUAAACAUUUGCCACAUGGCUCCCCCACCCCAGUCGCCCACAUGCGCAUUUUCCUCUUCCGUCAAAAAUACAUACAUUUUUUUUUCUAAUUCAAUUACUUAAGUAUAAAAUAUCGCGUGUAUCGGAAUAUUAUGUUGCGCGGUAGUAAUUUUUAGCCGUCGUGUUGGCCAUCCUGUUAGUAGCACACGGUCGACCACGUGGAGUUUGUACUUGCCUGGCCGUGUCCGUUGUCGUCAAUGUGAUUUUAAUAUUACUAUUAGUAUUAUUAUUAUUAUUAUCAUCAUCACUCCCUUCCCCUCUUUGCUACGCGUGUUGUAGUUGUGGACGUGCGUGUGUAAUACACGCGGUGCCGUGAGAUCGAUUUGAAAUGGAAACGUAACGCAAUUAUUACGCUUUAUUUUCGGUUUUAAGUUUUUAUUUUCAUUUGAUUCAAUACUGUGGACGCCCCACUUCGAGCUGUUCCCUUCAGUCCAUCAUACCUGUCUUACCUGUUUUGUAAUAUACAUACGGUUCAAACAAAGUCGUAUUUUGAACACCAGUCACAAAAUCAUACACCGUGUAAGCAUGUGGUGUCCUCCGCGACAGCAGUGUGGGUAUCUAUUUAUGACCCACUCGUUUUCGUAGAUAUUUUUUGAAUUUUAUUCGUUUGUCGUAAAAAAUAUACCAUUAAUCGACUGAGGUGAAAGUGCGAACCCUGGUUGCCGUAACGCCAACUAAUUGGUUCUUAAUUUUCCAGCACUCGUUCCGGUCUUGGUUGGCGAACCUGGGUUUCCCCAGCCAACGUUUCCCCCCCAGAUGCGCCGACUGUCGAUGUUCCGACCAACAACUAUGACCAAUCACUCGAUCUUCUCUGUAAUUUACUAUCCAGUAAACGUAUUGCUUUCGACGUCUCCCCCCACGCGGUCGUUAUGUCAUCGACACCGGUCGGAGAAUUAUUGGCAAAAAAUUAAUCCACUAGAUAACAUCGUCAAAAUGUUACCAUGAAAUAAUAUUAUGUAUAGAUUUUAUUUAGGAAUACUUGUUCAAAUAUUAUUAUAAUGUUUUUGACGAAACGUCAUCGUGUUUGAUUAUUAAAUCUUUAACAAAUAUGAAUACGAAUAUUAAUGGUAUUACGUAGUACAGUGUGACUGUAUAAUUAAAAAUAUCAAUAAUCAUCGAUAGUUAUUAUUAUUAUUGUUCGUGGACGCCUUGGAUUCCUAAUUAUCUAUCGAAGAUACACUGAUAAUUAUUUGUGUUUUUUUUUUUUUUUUUACUUUAAUUUUUAUGUACUUUUAUGAGUUUUAUGGUGUAGUACGUACUUUGCCCAUAAAUUAUAUAAAUAUUACGAUAAAUAAUUAUUCGACUCUGAAUAUCCGAAGAAAAAAAUAUUGUUUUAUCCAUUUAUAGCUGUAUUUAGAAAUUAAUAAAUCAUAAAAAAAACCUCAAAAUACGACACGUUUCAUAAUCGAGAAAAACGUACCGGUGUUCACUGUACGUCUGUACCGAUGACUAAUGAGUACUCGCGAGUACCUAAUGAAUAAUAAUAAAUUAUUUGAUUUAAAAAUAUUAAAUAGUGAUACUUUUUUUUUUUCUUACGCAGUAGGUGGGACUGAUAGGUAUUGUGCGUAUGUAGAUAUUAUAUAUUUUAUUCAAAAUCGUAUAUCGUACAAUAUUCGCUACCUGCCUAUAAUAAUAUAAAUGAUUGCUAAUAUAAAUGGUGCCAACAUUAUUUUACUCGAUUAAAAUCGUCGUGUAUUACGGGUUAAACUUUUUUUGGGGUUCGGUACCUUAAAUAGCAAAAAUGGAACUCUUAUAAUUUCGUCACGUCCGUGCGUCAUAGGUUUACGCGUAUUAUAAUUUUUCCGCGGACUUCGAUGCAAUUAUACAAAAAGGUGUCCAUGGUGAGCAAUCCAUGAUAUAUAAUCGUAUAUAAUUUGAAAAUUUUAUUUUUCGUGUUUCCCGUCGUCGAAAAGGUCGUUAGAAAUGCAUUAAAGGUUUUUUAAUGCGACAUUUUUUUUUUUUCUGUUUGUUUGUUUGUACACAAAUGCAUUUUUUGCGGCGUAAUAUAAGUUUUUAGAGUCGAUGAUAAUAUGUCAAUUUUCCGACCGUGCGAUUAAAAAAUCUGAACAAAUUCAAGAAAGUAACACUUAGUACACACUUACAACGGCAAUAUUAUUUCGCGAAAAAAUAUUAAAUAUUAGUUAUGUCAAUAUUCAACAAAAUAUGUUAAAAUAUUUAAAUAGAUAUAGACAUAACUACAGAAUCCUAAGUUCGACCGUGGAUUUUUUUCGGGGGUGGUCACAUUUACGCGGGUUAUUUAAGACGGCGAUAUGUUCGACGAGAGUAAAACAUAUCAUUAAAAUGUUUCGGUGAGAUAUUUAUUUUCCCAAACGUACCGAUUUGUUUGAUAAAAUGUUGAUGGGUUCGAUACCAGCUCAAAUGCAUGUCUUUGGAUACCUUAGGCCCCGUAGGAUUGUCCGAUUUUCAAUAUUAUUAUUUUAUUUUUUGGAAAGAUAAGGACUUUCCGCAGACUGCAUUGAACUGUUUUGCGAUAUUUCUAUCUCAAACUAUAUAAAAAAAAAUCGCUCAAAAAUCAAUCAAUCAAAUACAUAAAAUUUCCUACAAUUCUUUAAAAUUUCCCUAGCUACGCUCAGAAUCUAAAAGAAUUGUAGCGAAAUAUUAUGUUGACAACGAGUUAACAAAAUUCUGUCGAAACCAUUUCUGUCCCGCAAUCAUCCCCCCUUUAAUAAGUAUCAGUCAGUAGAUUAAUAGAAAAGUCUAAUUUUUUAGAUGAUCAUUAAAAUGUUAAAAAUAAUUUUAAAAUUUUACAAAAUUGGAGAAAAUUGGGAAUUCCGGCUUUCUGCCCACUAAAAUAUUGUCACUAAUUAACUUCUACUAGCGUGAAUUAUUUUAAUUUUAAAAUAGUAAAAAAAUACCGUUUCUUCCGGGUUAAUUUUAUUAAUGCAAAAUUAAUUUUAGUUUCAAUGUUGGCAACUUGGCAAGCAUCUAACUUUUUGUAAUAUCCGAGCUGGAUAGGAAGAAAACACGGUUUUACAAUUAUUAUAAUUUGUGGUUGCCUUUUUUAGACAUUUUAAUUGAUGUUAUAAAAUUACUCUAAAAGUUUCGUUAAUUGGAAAUAUAACAAACCUAACUUAUUAUAUUGUGAUUAGUAUUUUAUACCGUAUAGGUAACCAUUAUUUGAAUAUAAAUGACGUUUCAAACGUCUUGUUUUUUUUUUUGUUAUUAACAUGUACAUAAUUCUAGUAGUCAAGUAAAUUAUUAUGAAAUGUCUGAUACUUAAAAAAAAAAAAAAAAAAAAUUAUGCCUAUUGUUUAACUAUAAAUUCUAUCGUUCAAUUGGUCACACAAUUAAAUAAUUGAUUUCAAUUAUUAUAAACGUAUUUUUAAAAUUAAAAUUUUUAAAAACGGGUACAACGCAUGGGCUACCUGUUUUAAAUAUUGAAUAGCGAAGGUAAAUUAUUACGUUUGAAAAUGCGUUUCUCAGAAAAGCUCAUCAUGUUGACAGUUAUUCGAAAGUUUAGCGCUAUAUUUUAAGACAUCGAACUAAGAAUUUCGAAAAAUAUUUUCCGAUCGGGGCAUUUUUUUUUUUUUUGUGAGUAACACUUAAUUAAAAUGUAUUUAGAUUGAUUUAUAUUAAUUAUUCCAGUGUUCAAAAUAAAAACAUCUACUGCUAAAUUAAGUUUUAGAAUAGUGUGGUAUUUUAUAAGCGAGGUAGUGCAUUGUGUGUUUAGAGACCAAGGUGGUAGCGUGCAGGUGGUUAAAACCACUGGUCUGAUUGCCCAGAAAAAAAAAUGUGUUUUAUAUGAUAAAAAUAAAUAGGCCCGGCUUUCGGUGUUCAAUUAACUAUUCUAAAAUAUACUAUAGAAAGUCGUUUAGUAUAUUUUUUAUCGCCUUACUGACUGCCGUGUUCGUUUCCUUAAACGCAUUAAUAAAGGGAAACGCACACGCUGUAUGAAUAAAAGCGCUUUGAUCAUUUUGGAAUCAAAAAUGGCAUUAUAAAUAUCUAAAUUUGUAAUAAACCUAGACUUUCCGGAUUUGUUUUUGAAAUCCGACCAUUUACCGUUGCCUUAGAACUUUUUUUAAUAAUAAAAUAAUUGUACUCGUGGCUAGACGAGUGAUACAUAAUCAAUUUUAGAUUUUAGGCGAAGUGAUGGAUGUAUUAGUUUUACCGCUAUGACGGCGCGUAUAUGUGAAUCAUGGCUUUUCUUUUUUUUUUAGCCACGUAUUCGAAUUCAAAACAAGGUUCACCUUAAGUUAUGUUUUCUGCGAUAUAAAACAAUGUUGAGCGUGAUGUCGUAAUUUAUUUUAAAGACAAUUAUGGUACAGAUGUAUAAUAGAACUCGUUAAAAACGCGAACCAUCUUAACUUUUUAGUGUAAAUUAUUUUUAAAUUUAAAACAGUUUUCAAUUUAAAUGAUCGUAAAAUGUCACUUCGAACACGGCUCAAAAUCGUUUUUCUUUUGCAAUGAUUCAGCAUUGUAUUCCAGUGUAUUAUAUACUUAAAUCCUAACUCUUCGAUGAAAUAUCCCGACUUUUCAACUUACCAUCAACGGAUAACAGCUGUUGUUUCAUGAACCGCAUCAUGGUUAUAAAUGAAUAAUAAGCGUAAUGCUUAACAAUUUAUUGUUAUUAGUUAUUGUGAUAAAAGUAUAGUUUUGCUGAUAAAAUGAAAAUCCCUAAUGAUUGUAUGAUGACAUUUCUAUUUUCCCGACAAAAGAUAACAGCAUGCAACAGUUAAUACUACCCCUGUUCAUACUUUAAUAAUAAAAAACAGGUGCGUUGCGGGUGUUUUGUACAUCGUCGUUACGUAUACCGUACAAGGUACUGCUCAUGGGCAGGCCACUGUUUUAGAUAGGAUAUUGAAAAUGUAGAAUAUAUAGGAUAAAAAUCAAAAACGAUUCUGAGUGAAGUUUAAUGUGUAUCAUAUUUUGAUACGAUUAUAUUUAUUAAAAAUGCAUGGUAAAAUAAUAAGUGUUCAGAAAAUGGAUUUGAAUUUAGCAUAGUACUAUUUCAAAUUUGGAAAUGUAUACAAAUAUAUAAAAAAAAACUCAAAAUUAAAUUUAAAAAAAGUGGUCUAACCGAUGUUAUGUACGUCGUACAAAUUACACUGAGGGAUCCGUACAGCGGACUUCCGAUUUUGAUAACAAAGAGAUAUCAUAAAAAUCCAAUUUCCGGAGAUCGGUUACGCCAACCUUAGAAUCAUAAAUUUCCUGCACAUGAAAUAAAAUUCUAUCUGACGUGGUUUUGCAUAAAAAAAAUCGAGCGUUUAUUUAAAUAUGGAUAAAAAAAAAUUACGCUUUCGGGCUGUUAUCAUUUAUCUGUAAUCUGUAUUAUCUGAGAUUUACCCGUUCCCUUGUAAUAAUAAAUAGUUAUCAGAAUCGGGAGUACUUAACUCGUCCCUUUCGUUAAAUUCUCACCUGUUAUCAACAUUUUUAUUUCUUCAGUACAUCGAUUAAAACAAACAUAAACCAAAGAAAAUCGACAGAAUCUUUAUCCUUGGGGGAUAUUUUUUACGGUAAAAACUAUUAUUAAGACGUGUCAAUUUCAAUAAAAAGGUAGUUAAUUUUUGUAAACGAAAAAAUAUUAAAAUAUGAAUUAUUAAUUUUUUGUUGAUGUUCGAAUAAAUUUGAAUACACGUUCAAUUUAUAAAACACAUACUUGCAUAAUAUUUAUGUAGGUAUAUAAUAACUUUGUAUAAAUAAACGUGUUGAACCACUAUGAGAAACCGGACAACCUUUAUAACAAUUUUUGUCUAAUUUUGUACUAUACAGUGUACCUACGUUUUUUUGAUUAUUAUUAAACACCCGUCUGUUUAGCACAAUUUUACUACACAUAAUGAGUAAUGACUAAUGAUACCUACUUAUUCUUCUAUUUAUUAUAUUGGUAUCAAAGAUAAAAUUAAUAUUUAUUUAUUUAUUAUUGUAAAAUAAGAUUUAUUAAAGUUUUUGCGAGUUAUAUGGACAGUAAUAACAGUGAGUAUAUAAGUCGUAACUAUGGAUUUAUCGCGUAAUGUAACAAGAACAAUUGUUUGAUUGUUAUUGAACAAAUUAUAAAGUUUAGUCGAAUAAUAUAUUGUUUCGUAACAUUUUUAAAUAAAUGUGUCCGCUAAAAUUGAAUUACAAGCAAUGAAUUUAAGUCUAUAUCUGCAGAAGGGCCAACGUCAAAAAAAAAAUAAAUUAUAAACAAAUAAUAUAUUACAAUAAUUAUAGACUUUACGUUAGAUCAAUGUUUCCCAGCCUGUGGAGCGCGCUUCUAUGGGGGGUGACGUGAACACAUUGCAGGGGAGCCGCGAGCAUUUACAUUUAAAAAUUAAUGACGACCGGUAACCACGUAUCACUAAAGCUAAAAUAAUAAAUUAUAAUCGUAAUCUCUAAGUUUCGUGCCACCGCGCCUCCUGUAAAUAUGUCGUAAUGAAAACAAAACACAAAAAUCGCUUGGUUGUCGAAUCCGACCCAAAGUUAAGCUUUUUAAGUCCUCUUUCCAAUAUCGAACCAAACGUGAAAAAAACGGCGGUCCAUCGCAUAGUGUGGUCAGCCAUCACAUUAAUAUUAAUUGGUAAUUUAUUAUUAUUUUUUACUAAAUUAUAAAAUUGUAUUCACAUUACACAUUAGGUAACAACUUAUUACAUAAUUUCAUUAUUAUUAUUAUUAGUCAUUUGUAAAAGGGGCGUAGAAAAAAAAAAAUAUUGGAAAUCGCGCUGCUUUAGAGUUUUUGAAGUUUUAGAAAUAAAUUAAUUUUUUUGCAUCAAGCCACAGAUAUAAUAUAAUAUUUUAUACUCUUAUUCUUUUUAAUAGUAAUAGUGCACUAUUGUUAUUAUAAAUAUAGUUAGUUAAGUAAUAUAUUUUACAUUAAUAAUAUAUUGUUUUUGAUUAUUUAUGAAAAAUAUUAGAAUCCUAUGUAUAUAGUAUACAAAAACCAUAUAAUAACACGGGCUUUUUAACUUAAAACAUUAUUAGAAUUUUUCAUUUAGAUUAUACGAUGGUUUUUUUUUUUUCAUACUAUAGUUAACGUAUCAAAUGUAUUAUUAUUAAACAUUUUCGCACAAGUUUACACGUCAUAUUUUUUAUAUGAUUUUAUCGUAAAAUGUAAAUAAAUAAUAUUGUGAAUUUGUUUCGUAUUGACAUUAUGGGUAUAAUAGGUACCUCGAUUUAUAAUAUAGGCGCUGAUAUUUUAAUAUAACGAUAUUUAAAAGUUUGGUAAAGCUAACACGCCAUAUUAUAAUAUUAUAUACUCCGAUAUCAUUAUAUUAUAUUAUAUGAAUAAGUGAUGGGGAGAAGUGGGCGUUUGUACGUUAAUUUUGGUGCGCUGUCUUUUAAAAAUGUUUUGAGUAGAACUCGAUUCCGUACGUUUUGUACCUGAGAUUUUAGUGCAGUGUUGCCGGAUUUCUAUAAUAUUACGUAGGUAUUUGCCCAUUAGUUAUAGUGUUUUACGUAGAUAAUUCUUAAUUAUUAUAAAAACAUGUAUAUAACGUACAACAGCGUUAAAAUCGUUAUAUAUCAGAUAAGUUUUUAUUGUAUCAAAGAUAAUAUAUUUUAUUUUAACUAUCCUCGUAGUACGUUAUAAUGUGUUUUUAAGGGACAAUUACUUAUAUUACCUAAUCUCCAUAAAUAUCUUUUUUAAAUUUAACUUUGACUUUUUCAAGUUCAAAAACUUUUUUAUAACGUUAUUAUUUAAGCAAAUUAAAUAAAUUGGCAAUAAAUAAUAGCAAAUGGCAACAUUUCCUGGAAAAUCGUACGUAAUCGUAUUUUUUUAGGUCAUUUUGACAAUCCAUUGUUUGAUCAAAAUCGAAUGGAAUCGUUUUUCCAAAAAAGGUAAAACGUACGAAAUCAUGAUUUACCGAAUAUUUUUGAGGCCUUUUUAAUUUUGAAUUGAUUUUGGACCUGUUAUAAUGGCCCCUUUUUUUAAAAACCACCUCCUAUUAAGUGGAUUUUGUAAAAUGAACGUCUAUUAAUAUAUGUGUACCUAUUUAUUUUAAAUCAAGUUAAGUUAUCAAAAUGUUUUUUCUUCAGAAAACCUUUUUCGGUUUAUUAAAAUAAUCCAAAUUAUUAGCAUCGUACAUUGAUUAUUUUUUUUAAAUUUGUUGGUUACCUUGGUUACAAAAGUAAGCCAAGACUUAAUACUAUUCUGCUCAGAAUUCCUUUUUUGAUUACAAUGAUCCAUCUAAAUAAACUAAAUUAUUACAUUACUAUAUAAAACUUUAUCGUAUAAUUUUUAAAUUUCUCAGCGACAACCUUGUCGUAUCCAUGGUGCGAGGUACGCACGCUAUUUUAGUUUUUGGUAAUAAUUAAAAAAAAAAACAUCUUUUUGUUUUUAUGAUAAAUUUCACACAUCUUUGAAAAUUUAGUAAAAUUUUUGUCCCAUAUUUAACUGAAUAUUUUGCAAUUUUUGUGCGAAGUAUUUUUGAAGUCAUCCGUUACGAUACGAAUUCGUACAGGUAUUAAAAUACCGGGUUUAAAACAUAUUAUCAGUAUAUUUUCUGUUAUAGGACUGCAAUGUAUAUUAAAUAGAUAAUGUGUCAUACGCCUUUGAUAAACGUAUACAAUUAGACAGUAAUAAUAAUUAUGGAUUUUUUACUCGAACAAUCACUUUUUAUUAAUACUAAAUUACGUGUUUGAAAAAUUAAUAAAGAUUAAAGUUAUUUUGUAAGUAUCCGUUCGAAAAUCUGUUGUUUCGGCGUAGAGGUCGUACAAUUUUAUUUUCGAACAGAAUGACUCUGGAGCAGUGACGGAAGUUUCUUUUUUAGUUCAGUGCAAAGUCCAAACUCAUUUUUUUGUAUUCUUAAGUUGAAAAUAUCAAUUUAUUUAGUUCCCUUAGGAAAAUAUAUUAAACAUAUUAUAAAGGUUUCCUCGAAGCUAUAUUAUAAUAUAUAGUACGUACAAUUGAAAAAUACAAAAAUUAACGAAGAUUUGCGUUUGCGAUCCUUUGUUCCUGGUAAUUUUAAAUGUUCGUUCUCAAUACUGCGCUGUAUUAAAUAUACUGUAUAAUAUUUUGUAGAAUAUUAAUUUUCAACUAGGUAACACGUCAUUAUACCGUAUACUAUUAUGACGUCAUAGGCGCGACUAAGGUACACAUUCUGGGGGGGGGCUGCUUUACAUUCAUUUGCUUAAAUUUUAAAAUAUAAUAUUGUACCCAUAUUACAUUUUUGUAAUCAUAAAAACAAAUACAAUUAAUAAUUAAUUAGUAUAAAAUAUUAAUAUAAUAUCUAAAUGACUAUAUUCGUCGUAACUGGGGGGGGGUUGAUAUUUGGAAACCUGGAGGGACUAAGCUCCCCGAGCCCCCACCCCCUCCCCUAGUUGUGCCUAUGUAUGACUUAUAUACAUCGGAUUAGUAAUAAUACUACCAAUGGUUAACUACACUAAUCUAAAUACCGUAGAAACGCUAUAUUUAUUUUAAAUAUUACUGUUCAUGAUAUACAUAUCGUAUAGCGGGGAACAUUCUCGUACUCUCGGAAAAUAGUAAAUACGAUAAUUUGUUCGGCGAUUAUUCGGAUUUUCUGAAUAAUCUAUGAGCCAACCGCCGCGUAUUUAUAAUGGAAAAAAAAAAAGAAAAAGAAAAGAGAACACGCCGUAGUUGUAUAAUAGACGUUAUACAAUAAUAAUAUUAGUAUACGUUUCGCGUGUACGGGGAAGCCGAUCUCGACACAAGAUCUCUCGGCGUAACGAUUCGGUAAGAUUUUCGUCGGAGAACGGCUUGUCCGGCGCGAGUAUUUGAAAUAUUACACUCGUGUCCAGGCAGCCGAGACGCGCCAAACACGCGCGCGCGAGCGCUAGAGUAAAUCGAUAUCGACAUUGGAAAUCGAAUAAAAUAAUGCACGAAAUUAAGUAACGUGCCGUCGACGGAUUUGAAUUUCAGUCUCCGUGUGGAAAUUGUUAUUUUUACCGUCGAAUUUUUCGCAAUCCCGCGGAAACCCGCGCGCUGCGGCAACGCCGUCGCCGUCUACAAUAUUAUAAUAUUAUUCUAAACCUAGGUGUUUUGUUAUGCGCGUUUUCCUCGGUAGAUAAACGAGAAUAAAAAAAUAGCUAUCCCAUUCGUAUUGUAUAGUAUAACACACAGCAGAAAUAUCACCGUCGCCCUUAGGUUGACGUCACAACAUCGGCGAUGGCCAGUGCUCAUUUCAAUAACGCUCGCGGCGUCCACCAAAAUACUGUUUUCCCGGCGUUCCAUACUCGCGUUUAAUAUUUAUUUUCGGCUCUCUUGACCAUAGUAUUAUUCAUUUGUCGACGUGUCAUUUUCAUUUUUGUUUGGUUUUUUUUUUUUUUUUUAUGUCUACAAUACUGUUCGUUAGGAAAACAAUAGAUAGAAACAAAAUUAAUUUCAUAUCAUCGAAAUGUUUUUUUUCGUCCGCUCUCUAAAUACUCCUAAUAUUAUUAUUAUAAUAGUAAUAAUCUUAUAGAAAGCUAAUGAACGUGUCACAGGAGGUGUUUCGGUCGAAAGAAACGUCGCGGUGGGAGUGCUUGGUGGUCGGGCAAAGCUAUGUGUUUCGCGGCGGCGGCGGCAGCGGGCCGGGCGGAGGGAACGCCGCGCACGAUGUCGAAGCACAUGGGCUCGGUUAUUGUUGUUGCGCAUGUUCUGCCGCCAGUCACUACUGCCGUCCGACCGACGUAACUGCGAGCAACACAACACGUUGUUGUCUGCCGCGGCUGGCGUCGGCGGCCGGCGUGCACGCGCUCACACGCACGCACUCAGGCACCGUUCGCGGCCGCCGCCGGGAUUUCGAGUAAUCAAUGCGGCGUUGCCGGUUCGUGUACUCCCGCUGCACUAAACCCGGCAACCGUCGAGUCGUGACCGUUUUUCAAGUGUGUACAAUAAUAAUAUUAUAUAUGUAUAUAUAUAUAUAAUAUUAUUAUUAUUAUUGUAAGACAUCGCUGCUUGCGUGUGUGCGGCGAGCAGGCGUUUGCGUUCGCCAACUCGUUUUCUGCGUUCUGCGGCCAAAGUCGUGAACGCCGCGGCCGGUCUAGUAGUAGUUGGUCGGGAUUCGGGAGAAGCCGCCGGAACCACGUUGGUGUUGUUCGGGUUUUUCCCUUCCUCUUCUUCUUCUUCUUCUUCUUCUAGCUGCUCGUCCGCUUGCUGUUUGCAAGAACGGCCUGUUGGAUACGCCGCCGCUCCGGGUAAAGGGGAAGUCGCGAUGGCCGAGUAGGGGAAACGCGCGCGCAAAUCAUCGGCGGUCGCUGCCCGGGGGGCAGGUGGAUUUGUUGUCGCGUCGCGGUAUUGCGCAUACAUCAACAACUAUAAUAAUAUACGUCCGUUACGGUAUUGUAAUAACACGGUACACUGUUGUGACGGUGGUACGCUAUGCGCAGUGUCGGUCUCCCCCCCCUUCCACCGUCUGCAUAAUAUGAUUUUUUUAUGUUUUUUUUUUCUGUUAUUGUUUCUUCCGUCCGGAGUAAACGAAUAUAAAAUAACAACCCUUUUACUUUCGACGGGCGGGCCGGGAGAGGAGAGACCGUGGCGAGGCGAUCCUUUAGGCACGACUACUUUUAUUCUUUAUUUUUUUUUUUCUGGUCGCCUUUUGAUUUCAAAACUUCACUUUGGCGUUUUGUCAAACUGGCACCGGUUUUAUUAAAAAAUAUAGCGGAACUUUAACAUCACCACUGUCGUAACUCCCCGCCGAUCGGGUGGUCCGUGUCGAGAGUACGGCGGCGUACCGCAGGACUGGCAAAUCAAAAAAAAAACCCGAUAAAAAUACAAAUUUACCAACUUUUAAUUAUUGUUUAUUUAUUUUUCGAUUAAUUUUCCUGGCGUACGAAAAUGUGAGAAAAAAAUUAGAAUUCGUUAUAUUUAGUAAUAUUUUAUAAUUGUUUAUAAUUUAUUAUUCUAGUAGGUUUUUUUUCUCCGGUGCCCAAAAAACUAAUACAACUGUAAUUAUAACGACGCGGAAGACUGAGAGCUAGGUAAUCAACAACUAAUCUGAUAAUAUUCGUCUGUGCAAACAUUACACCAUGUCGUAUAUCUAAUGUCUCAGUCGCUGUUAGUGCGUGUUAUUAUCGUGUAACAAUUGUUGACAAUGCGGAUGACUAGAAAAAAAAACCAUUUACCGUAAAGUAACGUGUUGGCCUUAAAACUGCACGUAUCAUUAAUAAUAAUAUCAUUUUACUUUUUUUCUCUGUAGCGUGCAAUAUAACGGCAAAGGCAUUUCGCACUUCCACUGGGACUCUCGAGUUUUGGGAAAAAGAAACUAUUAUACGUUUUAAAAAGAAAAGUAUUAAUAUUUGGUUUUUACGAAUGAUUUUGUAUAAAUAUGUUCGUUUCAUAAUUAGUUAUAAAAAGUUAAAAUUCAGAAAAAUUAAAACCCGCAUAUGAAAUUAAUUCAAUCAAUUUGCUAAUCGAAUUUGAAAUUAAAAUUCUGAUAAAAAAAAAUUACUACAUUACGCUCAAUUUUUUUUUUUUAUUAUUAUUAUUUUUUUAUUUUUUUUGAUUAUCAAUUACAGCAUAAUAAACGAAAAAAGUUCGCUAGUCGUUUUUUGGUCGAAAUAAUAUUUCUGUCUGAACAUACACAAAAAAACAUUGAUAAAAUAUCUUCUAUACAAAAAUUGUAUAAUUAGUUCGUUUGCCCUAAAACUCGUUCGGAGAAUCGUAAUUAUUGUGGACGUGCGAAAUGUAUAAUAUGUUAUAGACGAGAGACGGAUAGAUAAUAUUUCUCCGGUCCCAAGGAAGAAGGGCUUAAGUCAACUUUUCGGCAUACUUAUGUGCGAACGCCACUAUACGUGUACUCGGACGAAUGCCUGCAUUUAGGCUAGGCCGUUUAGCGAUAUAAUAUUAUUUCGUUUAACAAUAUUUUCAAAAUGGAAUUCGCUCGUAUUGACAACUGUAGAAAACCGGCUUUCGCGGACCGAAAUAUAUUGCGUCUGCCGAGAAAACAAAAUACGUAUACCUUUUAUAAUGUUUUUGGUGACGAGACUCCCGAAACGUUUUCCCGUACACAUAUAUAAUAUAAUACCAUUGCAUUACGCUCGAACGAACAAUUAUCGACACGUUACUAUUUUAUGUAGGUACUCGUGUAUGUAUAUAGUAAUAGUACAUAUUAUAAUAAUAUUGCAGUAACUAUGUAUGCCGUACAACAUAAUAAUAUUAUAAAAUAAAUUAACGUCUGUUACGAUUAUGUCACACGAUGUGAACACGACGAAGGUCACUAUUAUUUAGUUAUUGUGCGUUGGCUCGCCGUUGCAAAAAUACAAUUUAUCGAACGCGCCCAUGUUCCGCUGUCGUUUCGCGAAUGAACAUAAAUAUCGACUCUUACAGUCGAAUAAGUCCGAAACGUCUGGCGUUUGGUGUGCCAAAAAUACGGUGAAAUUAUCGGCCGGUGUUAUUAUGUUAUUUUUUAUUCCACGUUAGAACGCGUCCGCUCCACCCACCCACCGCACCCCCGUCCCCCGUCCACCGUUCCCCCUCCUCGUGCACUUGAAUUUUUUUUUGUUUCGCCCUACAGAACACGAUGAUAUUUUUAUAAAUACUGGAGGUAAACAAUAUCCGUAACGAAAGCGUCGAAAUAGAGUCAUCGUCGAGAAAUAAAAACGCACAAAUUAAAAAUUAUCGAACUCUCGUUUGGAAAAAAACGAAAUAUCAUAUUAUUGUGUUUACCCAUUUUUACGUUGGUGCGCGAAUGUUGCGUUAUUGGUGAGUUUUUUUACGAACAAACCGCUCCGCCUACUGUGGUUUUUUUUCAUGUUAGAUACGCCUCGAAUCAACAGAUGGCGUUACACGAAUACCAUAACGAUAAUAAUAGAAUACACACGUGUCGUCCGAUGAUAAUAUUUGUGAAUACCUACUUAACGUCUUGUAUAAUAUGAAGGUUUACUGCAUUACCGUUUCUUUUUUCCGCGAUUUCCGUUUUUUUUUCUGUUCUGCACGAUAAAAUAUUUAAAAAAAAAAUAUAUAAUACACUACCUAGCUUUUAAGACGCGUUUAUUUUCUGCAAUCUUGCAAAACUGUGUGGGCAGUCUAAAAUAAAUGUAUUUUGAACGCAUAUUUUUCUAAAUAAUAAUAUCAUGUUAAAUUGCUAAUAAUUAAAAACAUUUUUACUAGUCGAUUCUAAGUACACUGAAGAAUCCCAGGAAAAAGCUAAGAUCACGAAGAUGUUUUAUUUCUCGGAACUCGUAUACAGUUGCUAGUUGGUUGAAAUGUGGAUUAUUUAUCUGAUGGUAAUUAAUUUGAAAAAUAUUUCAAAAUUAAUUCACUUAAUUAAACACUUAAUGAAAAAUUGCGUCUUGUGGUUAGAAAAAAAUUGAAUUGUUAGUAUUGAUGCUCUGAUAUUCUAUCGAAAUUAUCGAUAUUUUCAUCAGUGCAUCCCAUAUGUGCUUUUCUUUUUUUGGUUUUUGUUGAUUUCUCGGUUAACUUUUUAACUAUGGAAAAUCACAAUAAAUACUAAAACAUUCAGAAUCGUUUUUCGGUUGAAAUGAUUUACUCUCGGAUUUUUCAAUGCAUAUUAAAAAUUAUUAUCCUAUACCUUCAAACUACCCACCUACAAAAUUUGCGGCUUACCCAUGGUGCGUAAAGUAUGUCCAGUUUUUUAAAUCUGAGUAAAUUCGAAUAAAUCAUCAUGUUAUGAUUUUUUUUUUUUACUAAAAAUCUUGCUCAGAUCAAAUAAUUUUUUUUUUUUGGAAAAUAUUGUUUAGUUGGUGUAUUAUUGUUCUUUGAAGUUAACUUAAUAAUUAUCAAAAAAAUGGAAAAGUUUACGGCAAUAAUUGUUUAUUAUUUUUAUUUAAGUUUUAGUUAUAUUUAUUUAAUAUAAACGUAAAAGUCUAAUAUUCUAAUAGAUUUUUGUAAAAGUUAUAAAAUAUUCAAAACAUUAUGGUCAUUUUUAAGCUAUUCGGAUGAAAUUGUUUUGACCGAAUACAAAUUGUAUACACAAGGUUCAUCAUAAAUUGUUAUUAUAGUGGUAAAUAAAUAAAAAGUUUAGCCUUAUGUAGUAGGUUUUUUUAUAAAGAUUCUAUGUUCGAAUUUAUUUGAUAAUAUGAAAUUCGCAGUGUUUCAAAAUAUUAUGUUAAACUGAACUUCACUCAGAAUCGUUUUUCGUUAACAAUAAUGGAUCGCUGCAUGGGUAUACAUAUAAAAAUUACCCUAUAAUAUUUUAUCCUAUCUUUUCAACUUACUGUAUACAUAACUACAGUGACACACCCAUCAACAGUAUCAGCUUUUUUUUUUAAUAUUCCACCUAUAUAAUUUAACAUGCAACAAAACGUAUUAUUACACUUGUAUGUUUUAGUUUAUACGCAAAGUAGUGCAGUUACAACUGCAGUAUGCAAUAAUAUUUGUGAAACGCGCAUACAUUGUUAUUAUUGUUGAUUUCGAUUGAUUUUCGUCAUUUGUUUUGGAGGUUUAUUGAAACGCUGUGUUGUGUAAUUUUUGGAAAUACUAUACAUUGUUAUCAAACUUUUAAAACGUGAUCCGAUCGUGAGCAAAAAUAUAAUAAUAAUAUUAUAUCAGAUUAGCUACCGCCUAUAAAUGUACGGGAUACCUCUCUUAAUAACUGCAACCAUGAUAGGGUUAUCUAUUAUUUGAAUAUAUUGUACUCUGAAGAAACAAAUAUGAAAUGAAAGUAUAAAUUAUUUUGCAGUAAUAUUAUAUUAUUAUUAUUUUAUUUUUUCAAUCGGUGCUUAGAAAAGCAAAUCGUGUCGUCAUAAUUUCAAAGGCGGCACACAAUGAAUAAUAUUGUACGUAUCGUCUGAAUAUUUUCGACAAUUUAAUAUUGCGGUGUUCGCUUAUAGAAGAGAAGACUUUUUUUGUUUUAUUGUGCCGUUUAUUUAAGCGAAAAAUCGGCACACAUAAUGUAUAGCGAUGUGCAAGUUUUUGUGGCGACACGUUUGCAACAAAAAUAAGCUGGUGUUUUGGCAUGACGAACCAAGGCAGGCUUCCAAAAAUGUUCUCCCAUACCUCCCGCCUUUCCUCCCCUUUUCUUAUUUUAUAUUGUUAUGCAGCACUACCUAUACACUUUUGUAUAACGUUAUAAGAUAUAAAAUUAGAAAUUAAAUACUUGUAAUAAUGUUUUUAAUUAAUUAGGUAUAUAAAAUGUAAAUUAUUAUUCUUUAGACGAAAUACAUUUCAUCCCUAUACUUAAAAAUUAUUUAUGGAAUAGGUUAAAACUAUACAAUUUUUUACGUUGAACAAAUUUCUUUUGCAAACAAUUUUAUGUAGGUAUGUAUUUUUAGAAAGAAAAGUUUGUUUUAUAAGAUAAUUAAUUAUAAAUUCGAUUAUUUGGAUAAAAUGUUUUUACAAAAUUGUUUUAUGAAAUUUAAGUUACCGUUAUCAUCCAUAUUGUGAUUUAUUUCUUAAAUAUUCGACCCCUAAAUUUGGUUUGUUCUUUCUUAGAUUCUGAACUAACGUCUUUCAAUAACUUUUCUAGGUAUCAGAAAUUUUGAUCGAUUUUCAAAUGUAGGACUACAGAAUAAACGGAAAAAUGUACGUUUUCUGUUAAUAUUAUUACUAUUUUUUAUAUGUUAUUCGAUUUAUAAUAAACCGGAUUGAUACCUGUAAUUUUCAUAACGUACUUAUUGUUAGUCCUUAUAAAUUAAAUGAGAUUUUUUAAUUUUUAUUUGGUUUUAUGUGAACAAAAUUCUUUUGGGCAAACUAAACUGUUCAAAAAUGUAUCAUUUGAUCCAUUGUAAAUUGUAAUUAGUAAUAAUGAUUUAAAAAAACAAUUUCAAUAGACUUUUUAAGUUAAAAUUUUUUCAAAAGUCGUAAAAAUCAAGAAAUUUCAUAAUAAACAUGUUUUUUUUUUUUAUAAGAAUUUUAAAUUCAAAUAUUGACAAAAUUCGUAAAUAUUACGGUCCUUCGAAACAUAUAUACCUAACUGAAUUUUGCUCAGAAUCGUUUUCGGUUGCAAUAUUCAUCGUUGCGUACAGAUAUAAGUUUAAUAAACCUAUACUUUUUUUAUAUCUUUAUAACUUCCCCCCUCCAUCAGUGGCCCACCCAUGAGCAGUACAAUGAGCACUUGGCAGUCAUACAUUUUUAAAAAAAAAUUUUAUUGCUUAUAACCACGAAUGUAAAAUAAUGAUUUUUAAACAAUUCUAUUAAAUUUACAUUACAUAAUAAUAUGCUUACUAAAUUAAUAUUAUUAUUGUAUAUUAUGCUAAUUUAUGCGAUUUAGGAAGUACCGUUCAUUAUAAAAAUAAUAAUAAUAAUAUUUUUAUUAUUGGAAUUAAUAAUAAUUCUAAAUUUUUAGCUCGUCUUUGUUUGUAUAAUACUUGUGGAAUGUUUGAAUAUGGAGUACAUGCUGCGUUGUAUUUCAUUCGUUAUUAUUGUAAUAUGUUUUAGAAUAGUAUGUUUAAAAAAUCUAAUAUGUAUUACAUAUACACCUAUAUUUAGUAAGCAAUAAAAAAUACAUUAAUAUUACAUCGACAUUUUUGAACUCCCGAAGAAAUGUUAUUGAAUAAUAAAUAAUAAAUUAACAUAGUAUCAUACCUGGGAAUCGAUAUUUUUUUUCGUUAACUAAACUACACAUGUACAGUGCCGGGUUUGGGAAAAAUUAGAAUGGGACGCAAAUGUAACAAUAAAAAAAAAAAAAAAUUGUGCCUGUCAUAAAAUUAAAUUGUUUUUAUGUCCAUAUAUGUUCAGAGCCAGUGAUAGAGAGAAUAACUAUCACUCAAACUUAAAUACUUAAAAUAUUUAGUCGGCAAUUAAACGAUAAUUUUAAUUUUAAGUUCGAUAAAACUAAUAAUUUCUUGAUUAUUAGGGCCCAGAUUUCGAUGCAAAAUGCAUUUUUUUUUGAUUGAUAUCAGAUAAUACUUUCCAAGUACAUAAUUUAAUUCGUGUAACUGAGACUUCAAAGGUGAAACCUUUUUAAAUCAUUUUUCAAUAAUUGUUUUCGUUUUAUUACAUAUUUGUUCAGUAUACGAGUAUAAUAUUAUAUUAGAGUAUUUUUACGUAAUACGACAAUCGAUUAAAUAUAAUCAGUCUAAUACAGCCCCUCAGUCAAUUCUAUCCUCACCAGUGACAAGUCAAAUUUUUCAACUUUCUAUUUUAUUUUUUUUUAUUUUUUUUUUUUCUAAAUAUUAUAAAUUACCCAAUAAAAUAAUAAAUUACACAAAUUCAUAUAUCAUUUUUUAAUGGCAUUUUUCGAUGACUUUUAGUGUAUUUAAAUCCGAGCCCUAAUGAUUAAUAUUGUAUUUAUAAUUAUCCUCAAAUUUAUUACUUAUCAAAGCACAAACAACGAAUGUGUAAAAACAUGUUUUAAAGUCAGAUGAUUUUGAAUAAUACCUUUCUCCAUCGAUUUUUGUUAACAUCGGCACUGCGUGCAUUAUGAAAAUAAAAAGGGGUACACUAAAUUAUUUGUAGAAAAUAUCAGUAAAAUUUAGACAUUGUAAUUUUUCUUCAAUCAAUCCGAUCGAUCGAUGUAUUGGAGCGGUAAGAAUCCUGAAAACAGAUUUGAAUUCAGCGUGAAUUGUUUGUCUGAGUUCGAUACUGCCCAAGUCACUUUUUUGCACAUUUCAGUUCUUAAUUUCCCAAAAUUUGAUUCGAAAAUUUAAAUAAAUAUAUCUGUCUCAGAUUUAAACAUAUCUAUUUUACCCUUCAUUUUAAAUAUAGUUAAAAAAUUAAUUUCGAUUAUUUUCUUAUGAACUAUUAUCAUUGUCGUAUUUAUAACAUAUAUAAUAAUAAUAUUACAUUAUGUGAAACAAUUUUAUGCAAUAUCGUUAUCGCAAUACGUCUAGUUUAUUGUCUAACACUAUAUAAUAUUAUAUACCUAGUAGGUAUUCAAUACUGUCAUCUCGAUUGAUAUUAUUGUUAAUUGUGGAAUAUUACGCGAUAAAAAUUGCAUUCGAACACUUGUAUUGUAAUUUUUUUUUUUACACGUAAAAUUUGUGAUACGCGCAGCUAUUGUACAUUUAAACACGCAGACUAAAAUAUUAUAAGGUUAUUGACAUUUUUAUUCCCGAUAAAUUCUAAAACGUUCAUCGUGUAAUUGAGUUUAUAAUAACUUAUAGUAAAUUCAUGAAAAUUAUUGGAUGGAUGCGUAACACGAAAAAAUAGAACAAGUAACAACUUAAAAUUCAAUAAAACAUUAACUUUAUUAAAAACGAAAUUCAUCUGUAGUAUAAUUUCAUAUUUGAAAUACUAUAAAAAAAGUACUUAAUUCUAAUAUUCCUCCCCCCACCCCCGUAUGAAACUAAAUAAAAACUUAAAAAACUCAAAAAUAUUAAGUGUCUUCAAUUGAAUCGCAAUAAAAAAACGAAAACGGAAAUACUUAAUGAAAAUAUUAUUACCGUAAACUUUCCUGUUUUGGUCCUGUUUAUCCCAAUUAUUAUGGAAACUACACGGAAAAUCAAAAACAUUAACCUCUUCAACGGACCAACUCAAUCCAAAGUGCUACAUAAAAGUUUUUUUAUAAUUAUUAGAUCGGAACAAAAUUCCUGGUAGAAAAUUUGUUCACAGACAGAAAAAAAAAAUAAUCACACACAUCAUUGUAAAAUAUAUAUAUUCCUCACUGCGCCCAGUAUCUAAAUAAAUAGUAAGUAAAUGUACCGCAUUUGAUGUUUUUAUAAUAGAUAUUGUUCUAUUGUAUGUUUUUUUUUUUUUUCAUGCCGAUAAUAAUAUGUAACAAAAUACCAAUUAGCUAAUGCAUUACUGAUAAUAUCAUUUCUGAGAAAUACAUAACUCCAUUAGCCUAUAUCAUAACAACGAUAGAAUAUUUUCUGAAGAGUAUAUUUAUACCUUACCUAUAUAGGAAAAAAAUACCUAUUCGUAAAAUUUGUUUAGGGACGAGUUUCGUAUCCGUUCAUAAUGGAUUGGUUUUAAUUAAAACAUUACAUAUUAUAUACCGUUUUAAAUAAUAAUACAAUUUAAACAUUUCUGAAAAAAAAUUGCAGUAUAAAAAAUUAGACUUACCUAUAAGUCAAAGUUGGACAGGGAAUUUUAACUAUUAUUUGUUAAAAAAUAAUUUAAAGUUUGGAUUUAUAAUUUACAUUUUAACUAAGCUAGAUUCUUUAUAAAAAAAAAAAACAAAUUGAACGUUAGGUUAUUACUUAGUUAAUUGUUUAAAAUUUGAUUUAUUUCAAAAAAGUUAUUUACAAAUUUUUGUGUUUUUGAUGAAAAUAACCAAAUGGUAUUCUUAACUCGAAUAUUAUUAAAACGUAAGGAUAUUUCUUUGGACGACAAAAUCCAAAAUUCUACUGAACCGAUUAGCGUGAUUUUUUUUUAACGGACGUUUUCUGUGUAUAGAUGAGCUAUUUAAUGAAAAAAAAUCUAAAAAUUGAUUAAUUAAAGUUAUCAGAAAUAUUAGUUUUCCGUUUAGUUACGUAGUGACAUUCUUUGCCUGCGGUGUGCACGCACACAUAUUAUUCUUAAUUUCCAUUACUUCUAUACACCUAUAGUUGCAUUGAAACAAGGAAGAACACUGUCUACUUUUAAUCUCGAAAUUUAAUCCCUAAAAGAUCCUGAUACGGGGAUUUUUAGUAUUUUUCAAACAAAAAUACUAUAACGUUAAUUUAUAUACGUUAGAGUUAUUAUUAAUAUUUUAUUUGUUUUUCAUAGAGAAUUAAUAUUUUUAAAAGAUAAACUACCGGUUAACAACGAUUAACUACGAUUAGGAUCAAGGUAGAAACAGGGUGGAUGAAACACGCCGACUUGAAUUUAUUUUAUUGGUUUUUGUUUUCGAAAGGAUUGAGCCCGGGAAAUACAGCUAGUUAUUUAUCACAUCAUAAGACGGGCGUGUGGCCUAUAGGAUAAUGAAAUAAUAAAAUAUACCUAUUAUAGUACUUAUGAAAUUCGUUUAUUAAGGUCUAUUUUUAAAAUAGUAACUUUAAUUCCCAAUUAGAGUAAUCGAACUAAGCUAAUUCGAUAUUUUUUUUAAGCUUAAACUAUCCAGUCAAAACAAAUGUAUCAACUUGCCCGGCUUUGCUAUAUACUGCUGCAUCAUUUCAUCUAUGUAUGCAUUCGAGAACGAAAAAUAUUAAAUAAUAAAAACUGAAAUAGCCCAGUGUUCUUGGUAAUGUUAAUCAAUAUUUUUGAAAUCGAUAUGGACUCAGUAUAUUUUCGUGAUAUUACUAAAAGCUACGUGUGGGUGGUGUGAUGUUCUGUGCUGCAUGAGAUUCACAACGUCAUCGGACCGUUUUAUUAUUGUACUUUUAGAAAAUUGCAGUGUUGUACCUAAUGCUUAUAACAAUAAUAAAUAUAUAGGUGCAAUUGAAUUGGCUCUCAAAGUUGUGUAAACAAUAUUUUUACCCAUUGAAUCGACUCCCGAAAAUUUGCCCGUUGAACCAACUCAAUUAUUUUGUAAUGUAUUGCCAUGUUGGUUACCAAAAAUGUUUAUAAUUAUGUUCGUUAUUAUUUAAUUAAUUAGAUCAAAUUAACGUGGGAUUUCAUAAUGUUGAUUAUACUGGUUAGCUAAAAAAUUAGUUACCAAAGUUUUUUGAAUAAUCAUUAAUUAGUUUGACAAUGCUGAAUUAAAAUAUGUUACUAGUUUCUUCAAAUUGGCUCGUGUUUUCGAGAUAAUAAUGUAAUAAUCUAUCUAUCUUUAAAUAUUUAAAAACGAAUAUAUUAUUAUGUCUGUUUGUCAUUUAUGCAUUACUACAUCAUUCAUCCGAUCGCUAUAAGAUGUAAUAAGUUAUUCCAUGUUGUCCAGAGAAUGUUUUUUAGCUAUUAAAAUUCACCCCCCCUCCCUAUUGAACACCAUUCCCUAAAUUUGGUCUUUAGGUAUUUUUAGUAUAAAAACCUAAUUAUUUUUAUUGAUUCAUUUGUUACCUUAGUAACAUGGUUGAAAAAAAAACGUUAUUAAUUUAUAUAGUGCAAUCUUUGUGCUGUGCGGGUGUCUAUGGUAAUAAGUAUAUAAUGAUAAUUUAUUUAUUAACUUUAUUUAGAAACUUUUUUAUUACACGGGCAACAUCUGGAGGGACAGCUUAUAGUGUCUUAAAUUCCCAAAAUUAAGAUUAAAUACACACAAUAUUUUUAGACUAUUUAUAAUCUUAUCGUUGAAAUAUAAUUCGGAUUUAUUAUUAUUAUUAGACAUUUAUUUUAUUUACAUCUGAAUAGACGCCACACGGCUUUUGAGAUGAAAAAAGCAAAAUAAAAUACAGAUCUUAAAUAACAGAAACAAGAUAUAACAAAAUUAAUUGAAAUUACAUGUAAAAUUAACAUUAUUAAUUUAGCUGAGCAGAGAAUAUAAUAUACAAUAACAUUUAAACACAUUCGAUAAUAAAUAUGAACUAUGAUGGAAAAGUAUUCAUAACAAAGACAUUAUUUAUAGUUAACACAUUUUUCUAUUGACAGCGAUUAUGUCAGCUCCUAAUAACAUAGCAUUCACAACAAUGAUAAUUCAAAAAUUCUCAUAACAUUCGCUUUUUAAUGGUUGUUAAUUGGUAAUUGCGAAUUAAACUAAAAAAGAGCUAUAGUGAAAAGUUAAUAAAUAUCAAACUUAAUUUUAGAGGGCCGGGAAACCAAGUUCAACUUAACAGAUCAGUUCCAAAUUUUGCACAGCUCUUUAAAUAACACAGCAAAUUUAUGUUUAAGGGGAAAAAAAGUUGUUUUUUUUUUGUUAGAAUUUAACUAUAUAUUUGUUUUUUUAAUAAUUAUAUUAAUUAUUUAAAAAACAAGAGCAAAAUCUGAGACCAGAUUUGGAAUCAGCAGCGAAAUUCCAUACAGAACUCACUAUCAACUUGCUAACCACAAACUUAAUUGUCAGUGUUAUCACUGUUGAGUUAUUUACUAUUACAUUUAAUUCAAAAUUUAAAAAAUAAUUAUAAUUGCUAAUAUGUUUCGUAUAAUAUUGUAUUUACAUCGCUGUUGCACUAUAGUGUCAUAGUUGUGAAUUUAACUAUCGUAAACAUUUUUAUUUAUUUUCAUCUGUUCGGAUAAACUAAAUAAUAAUAAUUAUAAUACAAAUUUAAAUUCUAAUUUCACACCUGAUUAUGAUUAGAUAAUUUUAGGCAGUGAUAAUUUGAAAUAUGUUGAGAAUAACUCGUUAAACUCGUUAAUGGUGUUGGUAGGAUGGUAGCUAGUUCGAUUAUCGACAGUGUAGUUUACCCGAUAUCGGGGUACUUAUGAUCGUAAUUAUAAUACUAUGAAAGAGUUGUUUUUUUUUAAAAAGUUCUAACAAUAAUAAAAAUAUUAUACACGUGAUGGAUUUUCAUUACGAAUCCUCCCACCCUUCUUAGUCGUAUUAUACACGUGACGGAUUUACGUACUUCGGGCUCUUCUCUCCGACCUUCCGCCAGUCCUUCCCACCCACCCCCCUCCAUCCCACUUAUCGGUCUGUCUUUCUUUCGUCGCCGCAACCCGGGUUCACGCCGCACAUUUCGAUGGUAUUUUAUUGAACGUCACGGACGCGUAUCGUGUACGCACAUACGCGAUAUCGCAUUAUAAUAUUAUUACGGUGUACAGGUACCAGGUAUUGUGUUAUUUGCGUUGGCAAAAUGUGUUUGCGAGCGCACUAAUAUUAUCGUAGUAAGUAAUAGUAGUAAACAGUAGUAGUAGUAGUAGUAGUAGUAGUAGUAGUAAUAAUAAAAUAGUGCCUAAUAACAAUAAUAAUAGUAAUAGUAUUGUAAAAUAAAUACGCGCACCGAUAGUGUAAUAACAAUAAUUUGUAUAUUAUUAUUAUUAUUGUUGUUGUUUACAAUAUUGUUAUUAUUACAGUGUUAUUAUUGUCGGUAUAUUUUUCGUCGGAAACAUUAUUGCACUUUCGACGUGCGAUAAGACACAGCAUCCGAUAAGCGGCUCGGAGUAGAGCCGCUGCUGAUGCUCAUUGCUCGUCAUCGUGUAGUACGACAACGACUGGAGCAGAAUAAUAUUUAUUUUUUAUUAUUAUCCCACUAUUUUUUGCCGCGCUGGCCGGCGGCAAGCGAUUACACAAUUAUACGUCGUCGUGUAUACUCGCACAUUAAUAUUGUUAUUAUUAUUUUUAUAAUAACUUGUUAAAAAUUAAAAGUUUUAAUAAAACUGGGUUUUUACGAAGAAAAAAAAAAACAGCUCCGUCCCAUAGCGAAUAAUAUAAUAAUGUACCUACUAUACGCGUGUGUACAUGAUUAUAUUUUUUUUAAUCGUGCCAUUAUACGUAUUUUAUGAAAUUGGCGGCGGUCGUGAACACGCUCACCGCCAAUGGGCGGUACGUGACGGUAAGAGAUGGGGUUUUCGUGACGUCACCCGUUGACGUUCAGCUUUGCUCGGCGCGCGCGAUCCUCCUGAAACUGCUUUCGGUUUCCAAUGUCUCGCGCGUACUACCGCGGCAGUAACAUUCUCGAGCUCAGACGGUUCGACUCCUCCGGUACCGGCCAUUUCGCGUACGUUUUCUAGACGCGCAUCAUAUUAUAUGGACGUAAUAAUAAAUAUUGCGCGUACUACUCGAUCGUAACGCAUAAUAUGUUUUUGCGCCGCUCGUCUAUGUUUGCACACCGUGGAAAAUAUGAAAAUCGUAUACAAUCGUGACGAGUUUUUUCGCCGAUACGAAAUCGCGGGCCGGUCCCGUCAGCGAUACGUACAAAUAUAAAAUUCGUAUUUUAUUUUUAUUGCCUACUCACCUGUGCUGCGAUAACAGUAAUAAUGGGAGUGUUGAUUUUGAACGUGGACACUUGGGUCGCGCCACCGAAAAAAAAAUGGAUAAGACACUAUCUCUUGGGUACCUAUAUAUAGUAUAUAUUGUAUAUUAUAUGACCGUGUCGCGUCCGUGUCGUUACGUCGAAUACUUUUAACGAGUCUAUUUCGGUUUUGGUUUUUUACCGUGACAUUAUAACAUAAUUGUAAUUUAUUAUAAUUAUUGUAUUCGAUAUUAUUAUUAUUGACUAACCGUACCGUCGUUUUGUUGCGUUUCUUUCAGAAGAACCGUUAUCGAAUAGCAAGGAUGCCGUUUACCAUCAACCAGCCUCGGUGACAUUGCCCAGCUCCGAUCUACCGGCGUCGUUGAACCACAUCGAACCGCCGUCCACGCCGCCGAGGCAACAGCAACCUCCUCCGCCGCCGCCGCCCUCUCUGCCGUCGUUACCGCCACAGCCGCAGCAUCAGCAGCAGCACCAUCACCACCAUCAACCUCAGCAGCACCCGCUGCAAUUACACCAGCAAGCCGCCCCCGCUCUAAUACAGCAGCAGCAACAACAACAACAGCAGCAGCAACUUAUCCACCACUAUACGUAUAAACCCACCGUCGCGGCCCCUACCGUCGCCGCCGUCGUAACCACCUGCAACACAACCAACAACGUGAUCGUCGUCAACAAUAACCAUGACGAUAAUGUCGCCGCUCUGUCUUUGGCCCAAGAACUUAAGAGACGCACCGGGUUAGUGUUUUCAUUUAUUAUUAACGGGUAGUUUUUUUAUUUUUCUCGUCGUCGUCGCCGCCGCCGCCGCCGCCGCCGCGCCAUAAUAUCGUAUUUCUCGGAAAUCCAAAUAUAGUUAUUUCAGUGUUAUAAAUAUCGUCCGUUUCUUUGAAUUCUCCGACUUACACGCCGUGUUAUGUUUUCGAAUCACGUAGGUAUAUUAUAUCGACUUGGUACCGAUUCUUCGAAUUUAUAUUUCGUUCUCCGAUCGAUCCACUACACAAUAAUAAUAAUAAUAUUAUAACGUAUUACACCAGAAAGAAUCAUUGCACUUUUUCGGUUAUCUAGUUUUUGUUUGUUUUAAAUUUAUUAUAACGAUAGUAUUAAUUAUGAUAUAGAUUUAGAAAUCAUCCGAACAAAACCCUGUUUUCCUCCGACAAAAACGCCGUCCGUUUAAUGGACGACGAUAUAUAUACGAGUAUAUUGUUGGUGAUUUGGCAUUUCGUUUUUUUUAAAACAAAUGUUUGGCGCCAUAUUGUUAUCGUUUUGUAAGCGUUUAAAAUUCCUACUGAAAAAUAUACGUCUACAUUGUUUUAUUCUUAACCUACCUAUAUAGUUAAUUAGUUAGUAAGAAACGUUAUUAUGUUGAAAAUUAAAUUAUUCACCUAUCGAUUGCCUACCUUUAUCGCACGUUUGCGUUAUAAUACUAUGCCAAUAAUAAAUUUAUGACCUAUAAUUGUAUAAUAAUAUUCAUAAUAUAAAGCUAUAAGUACACGAAAUCGUUAUUUAGAUAAUAAUUUAAAAUGACAGAUUAUAAGCGUAUUUGAUAUUGCGAUUAUCGUUAUGAUCAAAACUGCUGUUGUUCCCGAUUAGAAAUCGGGGUAAACGUACAAACGACAUCCAACGCAUGAUAAUAGCAAAUUAUAGAUUACUGUGUUUAAACUGUAUCGAAAGUUCUCUAGUAGACUGCAACCCGAGUAGACAUAAAUCACAAUCUUCAAAAAAAAAAAAUUAGAUUUGAAUAUUCUAACUAUUAAGUGUCUAUUUUGUACGUGUUUAAAAAUCAGUUUUGAAAAACAAUUUUAGUUUUAAAUGUUUAUAAUCUAUUAUUAUUUUAUAACGUUUAUUUUUUAUUUUCUCUCAUCUCGAUCAGAAAUAAUAACUUUAAUUUUUUACUAUACAAUACAAUAUUAAACAAUCUAGAAAAAAAAAAUACUUUGUUUAAAACAACCAAUUUUAAAUUCCAAGCGCGUAGUGAGGAUUAUAUUGGUUUUAUAAUGAUGUUUAUUUUUAUUUUUUUUAAUUCGAAAAAACUCGAAAAAAUUGGGUUUUUAGGUUAAAAAGAUUUAAAUUAAGGUUGUCAUUGGCAACAUUUUUUAUUUAUUUUUUUGUUAUUAUUAAGUUUGUGAAAACGCACAUUUUUGAAAAAACAAUACUAUGAUUACUUUCUGCUCAGAAUCAUUUUUCGUUAUAAAUGAUUAAUCGUUGUGUACAUAUUGUGUAUAUGUAUAUAUAUAUAUAUAUAUUAAAUUCCCCUCUAUAUCUUACCUUCCCAACUUUUAAACUACAACCGUGCCCCCUUUCACUUUUUAAUAUACUCUAAGCUGUAUUAUAUUCUUAGCUAGAUUCAUCAUUGAGCUCGUCAUAAAUGUGUGCCUUGUAUGCGUUUUCAAAAACGCCUCCCCGUCAUCUUAUCCUGAAUCCACCCCUGGACCCACGAUGUGAAGUAUGUGUAUCUUUUUUAUGUUAGAUAGAUAGAUAGAUAUUUAUUAAACAAAAAAUGAAUAAAUAUAUAGAACACCCCAAAAGGUAAAGGGUAAGAAUACAGUAAGCGAAAAAACAAAAUGUAUCGUUAAAUUGUACAUUAAAUAUUUAAACUAUAAAUAAAGUUUUUAGCUUAGAACAGGAAUCGAAAAAGAAAAUCAAAAUUAUGAUUUUGAUUACACAAUAUUGUAGGCGACACACCAGACUAUUUGAAAAGUAAUUAUUUUUAGAAUGAAGCGUAGCAAAAGUUGUAUUGUAUUAAUUCUAAAGCUAAAAGAAGAUACUUUAAGGCCAAUUUUUUAUAACAAUUCAGGGCAGUCGAUAACACCAUUCAAGAUCCUAUACAUAAAAGAUAUAUCAUAUGCUAACCUGCUAAUUGUUGUUUAUACAUUUUUUUAAACACAGUUUUAUUAAUGUAAUUAUUUUAAACCAAAUGAUUUAAACAUAUAACGUCAACGCGAUAUAAGCACAUUUCACAUUUUUUACAACAUGAUCGAGCAAACAUGCGAUUAAUAAACAAUAGGAAUCUCGAAAUACGCCGACACGGUCGACUGAUCACAAAAAUGGGGGUGCAACUUGUUGCACUCAUUUUUUUUGUUCACUUAUCGAAAUAAAGCACUUAUAUGAACCGUACGAAAUCGUUCCAGUUGGCCCAAAUUAGAUGUAUUGCUCCCAGAAAGUUAGUAUACUAUAAGUGUAAACCAAUGUAAUAGAAUCGGGCAGACGAAAAUCCGUGCGAUAAAGCUACUGAGGAAACCCUGAUGUGAGGGGGUAAAAUUGAGCACAAUAUGAUAAUAUUACCGAGUCUGUGCUCAACAACUGUGUCAUACCGAAACAACCGAACCGGCAUCGUUCAUUAUUCAAGGAAAGCAAAUUUCGUGCGUGCUUAAUAUUGCGUUAUCUCGAAAUAAGCGCCGGAAAAGCGGCCGUGCUCAACCGUGCAACUCCGUUCUAUGAUGUUUGUAGACACAAAACAACGUCCGCGAGAUCGCGGUGUAUGUACGGAACGGAUUUAUUCUGUAAAACACAUGCUGUGUUAUUGUUGCCGAAUUCAAUCUUGUAUUAUAAUAUUUAAUUUUAGUAUUCGAUUCCGACCGCGUGAAAACAAAGUCGUCUAUAUUUGUUAUAACAUAGAUAACAUAGUAAUCGUUGAGAAAAAAAAAAUAGUGUGUGUAACGGUUUUUUUCUUCUUCUGUAUAAAAUAAAAUAUUAUAUUACAUUAAAAGUGUCGUUUUAGAUCUGGCACCAGAGAGGUACACAACAAAUUGGAGAAGAACCGUCGCGCACACCUCAAAGAAUGUUUCGAGCUGCUCAAGAAACAAGUACCCGCGUCUCAAGACGAGAAAAAGACUUCGAACCUGAGUAUACUCAGGAGUGCAAUCCGGUAUAUUCAGGUAAGCCCGAUAUCUAUAAAUAAAUAUUUUUAUUACUUGAAAAUAAUAAAUAAAUUACGCGUCUAUCCGCCACUUAUAUGUAUAUAUAUUAUUUAAGUGUUUAGGAUAUUAUACCCUCCUCCCUUCGGUAUUUUCCCACAGAUUAUAAUUAAUAUUCGAUUGUGUAUAUAGGUACCUGUUUUUGUUUCAAAAUCCGUCGCGUAUCUGUGAUAUCUAAUAGUUUUUACGUGAUAAUUCAUGAGCAACCAUAUAAUUAUACAGAUUCUAUUAUUAUUAUUAUUUUAUUCAGUGAUUUUCACUGAGGAUUUUAAGUAGAUUUGGUUUCUUUUUUAACUAUACGGAAUUGUUUGAGCUUUGUUUUAAAAUUGUUAUUCUUACUCCUUAUCACCCCCCCCCACACACACACACACACACACACACUCCUUUCAUCAUAGAUAAAAUUAAUAUAGGAUUUACCGUUUAUGUAAAAUAAAUUUAUGAGUUACUGAACAGUUUAUAGAAUGUAGACCGGAUGAGUAGGAAACGGUAAUAAAUCAAUCAUAAUAAUGCCGGUACUAGAACCUAACGCAUUUUGAGUAAAUUUGAUUGUUAAGGGGUUUUUUAUAUGAUUUAAAAAUGUGCGCGCACGUUUCCCCCGUAUACUGGUAUGCCAUAUUAUAAACUAUAGAAGUUGGCACACUUUUCUAUAAUAAUAUAUUGUUUAAUGUUUCGCGGAAGGUCAUUUGUUAAAUAACCAGACGCUGACAUCGUCAGUGGCCUCGUGUGUUUUUCAGCCUAGAUCAACGAUAUAUAAGUAUAGGUAAUCUCACGAUGGAACAUGGAGAGCGGGUGGGAAGGGAGAUGAAAAACUUUAGGUUUGAAUAAAGCACAUUCACCUUAUAAUAUACAAAGUGAAUAAUACAGCAUAAGACACUUGUUAUACCACGAAAUGUUUAAGAAAUAAACAACUCUAAAAUAAAACGUCACAUACCUUUAUUUUUAUCACCCAUUAUUUUCGGGGAUGAAACCACUAUCACAUUUUGAUUUUAAAACGCAACAAUGCCGCAUAAAUAAACGAAGUUUUAGUGUAAUUACGUUUUUGUGCGGCCCUUUUUUUUUUUAAUUUCCGUGAACUAUUGAUCACCCGAAAUACUUAUUAAAUAUACAAAUUAUAUAGUGUUGUUGUAUUUUAAAUGUUUUGCUUUGUCGGUUUUUUUUUUAUUCCGUCGUCUCCAAGCGUCCAUAGAAAAAUCGCCAUGUAUAAUAAUAAUAUUAUGAUUAUACGAGUACAAACACGACACUUAAACUUUUGGAACAUUGUUCGGUUUUUUCUUUUUUCAAAUUGUGUGUGUGUGUGUGUGUGUGUGUUUACAAUCGCUUCUUAUAAUAUUAAUACAUUGGUUGUCGUUUAUUUAUUUUAAAAACAUUUUUUUUUUCUGGUAAAAGUAUAAGCGUGCGGUUUUAAUAUUUUAUUAUUAUUAUUAUUAUUAUAAUAGAAGAUUGACACCUCACGACGCUUAAGGCCUCCCCUAUUAUAUAUUUACGUGCUCUUACGCUUAUUAUUUUUAUAUCUAUGCAUAGUAAAACGACGUCCUUGAACGAUUUGCGCGGUGUUGAGCCGUGUGUCUACAAUGAUAAUAUUAACGUCGUCGUGUACGGAAUACGCUUAUAAGGUCGACUUCUCUCCCAGCGACCGAAAAAUUUGUUGUUUUUUUCUUCAUUCAAUGUCGCGCAGUACGUUUAUUGUAACAAAACUUUUUAAAGAUCUCCCGUCUCUGUUUAUUCAAAUUCAAUCGUCUUUGUUCUGUUCUCCUCGUUUACCUCCCCUCCUCCUACUCCGCGUUACAUUCGGACGGAUAAUAUUAAAUACCUACUGUAUCCAUCAUCGAGAGCUUUAGUUUUUUCUUACAGCGUAUUAAUGUUCGCGGUAACGGAAUAAUUUAAAUUUUAAAUUGUUCAAAAAUAUUGAUGUUAUUAUUGAUGAUUUGAAAAAACCGUAUAAUAUUAAUUCAAUCUGUAUUAGCCUUUUUUUAAUAUACACAUUGAUGCUUCUAAAAUUAACGAGGAACCCAAAAUACCACGAUUACCCAGUGAGAUUUCCAAAUGACGAUUCGUUUGGAAUUAUUUUCCUGUAAGUGGUUUGCGGAGUCUUAGUUAUUUUUUUACAUUUGAAUUGAAUAUAUGCACUAGUUAAAAAAUGUCUAUUGCCACGUCAUUUUUACACGAUUUUGACGCUUAAGUUUAAUGUCAUCAAAAUGAAUACAUGUGUAUCGGGUAAUUCAUUUAAAUGGGUACACUCAUUAUCUCGGAAAGUAUUAACUAUUUUCGAAAUUUUUAUUCUAGAACAUUUAAGAAACAACUAGCUUUACAAUUUUAUAUUUAUGUUAUUUUUUCUAACCUUUAUUUUUGAGGUUAAAACUACUACCUAAUUUUGAUUUUAAAAUGGCAAUUUAUAUUAAAAAUUUCAUAAAUAGAUGGAAUAUUUAGUUAAAAUAAAUUUGAGUGUUAAAAUUUUUUGUUUCUGUUAAGCCGUUGAUAAAAUAUUCUACUUUUCAUUUUAAGUUGGAGGAGAGUAGUGCACUAAUAACACGUCGCACGCCGUACAAAUGACAUUCCACUACUCUCCUCCAACCCAAACUUAAAAGUGGAAUAUCUCGUUAACGGAUCAAUGGAAAUUAAAAAACACUAAAAUUGAUUUCAACUAAUACUCCAUCUAUUUAUGGACUUUUUAUUUAGGUGACUGUUUGAAAAUCAAAAAUAGGUAGUAGUUUUACCCCCAAAAAUAAGGGUAAAAUAAUAACAUAAAUAUAAAAUUGUAGAGCAGCUUAUUCCUUAAAUGUUCUUAAAAACAAAUUCCUGAAAAAGUUUAUACUUUCCGAAAUAAUGAAUGUACCCACUUAAAUGAAUCACUUGGUAUAAGGAACAUUUAUUUUUAAAUAGACGCAAAUAUUCAAAGAGUAUAUUUAAAAAACAAGUUUUGAAUUAAAAAAAAAGUUAAAAAAUUCGGACACCCCACUGAGUACACAUUAGUUUCCUCGUUCGUUUAAGAAAUAUUAUUAUGUGUAUUCCGACAAAUCGGACGAUUUCUUUCCGGUCGUCGUUAUUCAAUCAGCUACUCGAGGCUAUAUUAAAAAAUAUAUAAUACCUAAUUUUCAACGUUCUUGUUCGUUAGUAUUGUUUCAGAUUCUGAGCGCUUUCAGAAAUGUAUUGAUUUUACUACGAUUUGCUUCUUUUUUCUCUUCUUUGAAUGAUUUUCUACAAGAAAUCUUGCUCUGAUCAUCAACUGUAAAACAACAUUUUAUCUAAAAGCAAAUUUUGUCAAGUUGGUGUAUUGGGGAGAUUAUUUUUUAAUUUUCUUAGUUUUCUGAAUAAUUGGGAAAAAAACGAGAAAAUUUACGCGAUAACGGUUUUCGUUUCUUUUGUUAUCCCAGUUAAAAAUAAUCGUAGAGAUGUAAAAUAUUCUAGACAAUUUAGCUAACAGAUAUAAAUUAAAUUGGCCCUAUAUUAUGUCCUACAUUACUAACUUCCCAUUUACAAAAGAGCAGUACACCCGUUAGCAGUAAAUCAGCCCCCUAUUUUUUGUAUUCUUGUAUAUAGUUUGUAUACGCAAUAAUAAUAUUAUUACGAUUUAAAAGAAAUAUAUAAUAAAAUAAUUGCAUCGUUCGUUCGCUUUUGUGUUCUGCCCUGCACGUGUAUUCUCUUUCCGAAGAUCGAAAUUAAUUUAUUAAAAAAUGCCUGAGUGUUUUUUUCCGACUCCCCUCAACCCCUUGUUUCGCCGAUACGUCCGCGUUCGCGCAAUGUUAUCCACAUGGUUCACAUGUGCGUAACCAUGACCUACAGUCAACGGCGGCGACGGUUUUUACACGCACAUUUUACACACACCAUGCACCUCGUGUGCACUUGAUAUACAGGGUGGCUCUUUAUUUGUAUUUUUUAGAACUAUAGGAAAUCUUUACGAAACAAAUCGUGUUUUCUAAUUAUUGAACCAGUAGAAUAUUGUUUUUACCUUUCAAAUGACUAAAACUUGUUUAUUAUUUAAAUAUAAAUGGUGACUUUCAAGCGAUAAAAAAAAAAAAGGAAAAACUUACAACCGCCGCCGUACGUUUAAUAAAUAAUUAACAAUACCAUGACUCGUCCCCUUUUUGUGUGCGUAGUAACGGAAUAAAUAUUAUUUUAUACAUAUUUUAAAUUGUCAUAAAAAAAAAAACGCAGGCACCCCUCGAGCCACCUACACAAUUAAAUACCUAAAUCAAUACAUUUUCUACGCUAGACUGUGCAUUUUGUAUGCAUUUUGACUUAUAAUCUUAUUACACUUAUGGUCCGUUUUACACUAGUAAUUUGAACUCGGUUUGGAAUUUAAACUUGAUUCAAAUCGAAAAGACCAUUUUACAAUAUUGUCGUAAUCUUGAUUUGAUCAAUUUAAUUAGUAGACAUUUGAUUAUGCGUCAAUUUCGACGAGUUUAUCAAAGUUAAUUCUCUGUAAUAUGUUAUUAAUGUUUACGUUUGUAUUAUUUUUUAAAAUAAUUAAAUUUAAUCGUAAUGAAUCGAAAAUUCUAUAAACUCCUUUAUAAACCUAUAAUAUUGUUUAUGUUAUUUACAUAAGUAUCUUUUUUAAUUAUGUUUAUAUUAGUACCUACCUAAUUGACGAAUAUUUGAAUAAUAACGAUCAACGAAUUUUUACAUCAUAUUCAUAGAUUAUAAUAUACUAUUAAAUUAUAUCAUAAGUGUAUAACUUAAGGAAUAUCUAGUAGAACUGUAUUGUGUAUUAUAAGUAGUGGUAAAAAUCGGCAAAAAAAAUAAAAUAAAAAAAAACAAUGAUUUAGUCGAACCGAAUAAAAUCUGCGAUUGUCAUACCGACAAUCAGUUGAUUAGACUUGAUUAAUUGACAAGAGUCAGAUGAUAACCCAAGCUCAGCUAACUGACCUCAAAUUAAACCAAGGUUUAUAAAACGUGUUUUCAUUUGAUUUCUGCUCUUUUUGGUUUAAUGAAUGUAUUGUGAACAAAAUAUCGUCAGUUGGCUACAGUAGUUAAUUAUUUUAUAAAUUUGUUGACAUUUUUAUUUCACUAUUAUCGUCAACGAGAGUUUAUAAUUUCGAUUUAACAAAGAAAACUGAAUUAUCUGUAUUCGUAUACCCAUAGUUUUGGACAACCCAAAGUCUGACUGUAUGAUAUUUUGGCCGGGAAAAUCCCUGGCCCAUGUCAUUUCUUCAUCCUAAAAUUAUGUCAACUAUGAAUUAAUAAUAAAUAAUAAUGUACAAGUAUAAUAUAGGCAAAUUAAAAAUAUUAGUAAAAAAACGAACAUAUCUGGGCACUAAUAACUGAAUAAUUAUACCAUGAUCCUAAUUUCAGUUGAUCUUCAAAGUUCUGAUAGUGAUAGACGGUCAUUCGGAAGUGGACUGCUGUUCAAAACAAUUUUAUAUAUUUACUUAAAUAAUAGGCCAAACUAGAAAAUAUCAAAUCGUUAUUAAUAGCUCAAAAAUGUGCAAAAUGUUUUAUACCACAUUUAGAAAGUACUAUAUGAUAGUUUCAGGUUUUACGAUUAUUUCUAACCAAAUUACAAUAAAAUCGAAAAGUAACAGUUAUUGUGUAAUUGUUUUAGUUUUACCCAAUUAUUCUGAAAACUUUUAGUGAAAUCAAAAAAUGACCGCCCAAUGCACAAACUUAAUAAAAUUUGAUACCAGAAACUUAAAAGACGAUGUUAGCCUAGAAUAUAUGUAUUUCAUAUUAUAUUUUAUAGUUAAUUCAUUUCGAUUUUAAAAAUAGGUACCUACUCGUAUGAUGCGUUAUUUUUUUUUGUAAUAUUUUAAUCAGUCUAAUUUGAUCAUAAACAAUUGUCUGCGAAAGUAUCUAUUGUGUUUCGAAAAAGUUACCCUACAUUUGGUACCACCAAUAUUAUGUUUCGGUUAUUAGAACCUUAUGUUUUAAUUUUUAAAGUGAUCCAACAAAAAACUGGUUUUAGCGUAGUCGUCAAAGAACUGGUAUCGAUGUAAUUUGUUCUGCAGACAAAAUAAAUAAAAUCUCAUAUAAAUUCGUUUAUAAUUAUGAUAAUAUACUAGCAUUAAGUUUGUUGUUUAAAUUCCGCCGUAUGAUAAAUUCCAUGUCAAUUAUAAUGUAGUGUGGGUACCACGUUUCCCGUGCAUACGUGUAAUCUUUUGAUAUAUUAUAAUAUUAUAUUAUCUAUAUUAAGUAACUACUUAUACGUGUGAAAUGUGAAACGGUUAUUUAUUAUGAAUUCGCACUUCACAGUAAUACAUAAUACCUAUACUUAAUACAAAUAAAAUUAAUAUAAUCUAUGAUGUCUGAUGUCUAUGUCUUUCAGGUGUUGAGACGAAGAGAAAGAGAAUUGGAACACGAGAUGGAAAGACUGGCUAGGGACAAGAUUUGGGCCCAACAGAGGCAUGCUUCUCUUAAAAAAGAAUUGGCCGCCAAGUGGGAUCACAUAGAUUUCAGCAAACUGUUGCCGGACUUGCCACCGGACGGGAUGACUAGGAAGAAUGCGAGUGAGUGUCACGUUUUUUAUUCUCUACGCGAUGAAUGUCGAUUGUUAAUUUUGUUUAUUUUUACGAUUAAUUGUUUUUGUCUGCAGUAACCACCAGCAUAAACGGAGAUUUCGAGACAGAAAGGGACGCUAGCAUGGUGACUAGCGACGCGGACGACAGUAAACUCAGUGCUCUGUACAGUAGUACAUCAUCGCUGUCCAGUUCCUCUCCGCCCACUCUGCCGCUUGUCUCCGACAUUACUCCCCAUCAAGUGAAAGUCGUCAGCACGUCACCAAUGAUGGGGAGCACCAUUCACAUAGUUCCUCAGACCAGAAACUCGUCUUCGUUACCCUGCAACACUUUGCAACAGCAAACCCUCACAUUUGUCCAUCACAAAGACGCUUUGAGUGAGUGAACACCCUCAGUAGUAUAUAGUUAUAACGAAAUAUGUUCUAUAGUAUAGACGAAUUAGGAAAAAGUUCAAAUAUUGUCUGAUCAUAAAACUAUUGGCCAAGUUAGGUUAAAAUUAAUUAAUACAAAUAAAAUAGUAUUGUUAUAUUAUUCAUAGAAAUAUCCAUAUUAAUUCUUUAAAACUAUAAAUAGAUAUGCAUAUCUUUUAGAUUCUGAAUGGAGCAAGGAAUAUAUUGGUUUUUCAAUACAAUUGAUUUUUAUUUUUGUUCUUUUUAUAUAUAUAUAUAUAUAUAUAGAAUUUUGUACAAUAUGUAUAUAUAUACUGUACAAAAUUCUAUUAGAAAUCUCUCUUCUAUGUUUGAAGUGAAGCAUUUUUUCUGAAAGAGAAUUUUAUCUAGUUGGUACUUUGAGAAGAUCAUUUUUUGAUUUUCUAAGCAGUUAGCCAUAAUAUUGGUGAAAAACCGAGAAAAAUUAUAGGAAAAAAGGGCAAUUUAUAAAAUAAUGCUUUUAUUAUUUUCAGUUUUGUUUUUUUUUUUUUGUUGUUGUAAUUCAAUUCAUAAUGUUUGUAGACUUAAAAUUUGGAGAGAAAAUUUAUAUUGGACUUUUUUAGACUCGGAAAAAUGUUCAAAACAUUUGAUCCAUUUUUGAGUUAUUUAGACAUUUUUAUUUUUAUUCAGUAGGUACUCUGUAGAUGAAAUUGUUAGACCAAACAAAAAUGCUUAAAAAUUUUACGUAGUAUUUUUAUUUUUUAUAAAAAUUUUAAUAUUUUGACGAAAUUUGUAAUUAUUAUGUCCUAUAUAUAUUCAAUUCCCCUCUGUAUUUUCUACCUUCUCAACUUCUCACCUACAAUAUAGUAUAGUAGCCCACCCAUCAUUGGAGAAUAUGUAAGUCUUUUUUAAUUUAAUUUAUUUAUUAUUUUAUUUUAAGUAUGUAACCUAAUAUUAUGGUGUUACACCAGGUCAUUAAUUUUUUUUUUACGAUCGGAUUUAUUGGGCCACUAUAUAAACGAACCAUUAAAAAUUUUUGAAAGUUCAUAACUAGUCACUACUUAAUUACCAUUAUCUGGUUAGGGAUUGAUUUACUACUGAUUUUGUCACUGAGAAAAGUAAUUACAUUAAACAUUGAUAAUACAUUAACUUAUUGUCAUCAAUCUACUUUAUAUUGUCUAUUAAUUCUGUAAUAUAUUGAAUUUUCAUAUUUUUAAAAAUACACAAAACCAUAAGAAUACAAAUUUACUGUGAUUUUUAUUUUUUGUUAUUUUUUUUUUCUGAAAGGAAAUUUGAUUAGGAUGGUACUUUAGGGAGGUAAUUAUUUUUAUUUUUCUAGGGUUUUUCAUAAUAAAUAGGAAAAAACUUAGGAAAAAAGGAAAAAUUUACAAAAUUUAAUAUUUUCAAAUCAUAAAUAUUAUGGUUUUUCAAAACAUGUAAACCAAACUCCACUCAGAAUCGUUUUUCCUAAGCAAUGAUUAAUUGUUGUGUUUAGAUAUACAUUAAAUUUUCUCUCUACCUUCCCAACUUCUCAUCUACAACAGUCACCCACCCAUCGCCAGUAUGUCUUUUUCUUAUACAUUGGAAUACAAUACCAUUUAAUUUUCAGAUCAACAGGAUAGUACUCAAGCAGUAUUGACUAAGGUGUCGAAUGGCUCAUUUACUUUGUACGGUGACCCAAAACUAACGCCCAAUCGUUCCAAAGUGUCUUUAGCAGGUAUAUUGUAAAUUAUUAUGUUGGAUUAUAUUUUGUUUAAUUUUUUUUUUUCUCCUCAGGCAUUAAGAUAGGUACUAGUGUGAUUGAUCAUUCCAACAACACAACGACGUCUGCACCAAUCAGAUUGUUGCAAAAUAAUAUUAUAGCGUCACAAACAUCAGGUAAACGUUUUUUAAUAGUCUUCUAAAUCGACAUGUGAAUUGUAUUGAUUUUAUUCUCUUUACUAAUUAUAUUCCAGUUGUAAAUAGAGGGCCGCCCACUCCAAAUCAUGUCAUAACUCGGCCGUUACUCCUAACUCAUCAUACUAAUUCUUCUCCAGCUCAUUUAGUACUAUCUACAGCUUCUUCUAAGGUAUAUUAAUGUGGUUAUACAUUACCUAAAAUAUAUCAAUUAAGGCAUAAUAUGUUUUCGUAUUUUACAGGCGGUAACAAUUCCAAAUCAGCAAUUACCACCACUCUCAAAUGGCCAUCUUUUAGUCAAGCCAAGUGCAAUGGUGGUUAUGAACAGCUCACAGCCGAAAUCGCAUCAUUCCGGCCACAAAGCAUAGCAUUCACCGAUCCUUAUGUUUAAUUAUAUGAACUAUUGUACAAUAAUACUAAUUUUUGGGGUUUUUGGUAAUAACAGCGUAUAAAAAUAGUUUUAAUAAUGGUUUAAAUAAUAAAAAAAAACUAUUUGUACCAUGUAAUAUUUAUAUAGAUUAUAAUGAAAUUAUUUUAUUAUAUUUAUUAUUUCAAAAACCUGACAUCUUUAAAACCUAUUGUAAAUACUAUAGUUUUAAUUUUAUUUAUAAAAAUUGAAAAAAAAAACCACAAUAAAAAAUUAUUAUCGUAAUUAAAUAUAUUUGUCAUAAUGACAACUUUGUUCGUCGUGUAUGUGUAUAAUUUUAAUUACCACAUUAAUAUUUUGAUACAGGUUGUUAUAUUUUGAUUUACUGAAAAUGUAUAGCAUGAGAUAUCUCAGUUAAAGAAUGUUGAGCUUUAAUAAAAAGUUAACAGUUGUCCUUUUUUUUUAUUUGGAAUGCGUGUUGACUAAGAUUAAGCUGAAUUUAUAAUUAUUAUUUAUUUUAUAAUAUAUUUUUACAAAAAAAAUUGAAGUUAUGUUUAAUUUACUUAUAAGCCACAUAAGUCACUCAAAUCAUGUAUAUUAAAAACUAAAUCAAAUGUUAUUAAAUAUUAGGCUUGCCACACUAAAUUAAAAUGUCAAAUUAAUUUUUUAAACAUUUUAGUUUUUCUACAAUGUGUUGUUUUUUUCUGUCUGUAAACAAUUUUUACCAGAAAUAUUGCUC